Molecule: messenger RNA, 1140 nt
Organism: Cynara cardunculus var. scolymus (artichoke)
Lineage: Eukaryota; Viridiplantae; Streptophyta; Magnoliopsida; Asterales; Asteraceae
Product: F-box/kelch-repeat protein At3g06240-like
Exons: 1
Coding region: 1-1140 (379 amino acids)
Molecular function (GO): protein binding
Source: RefSeq, a predicted model, not a curated record
AUGGGCUGCGGUGAUACUGAGACACCACCGCCACCUGACAUACUUUUCUUCCACAUACUACCAAGGGUGCCAGGUAAGUCCGUACACCGUUUUCUGUGCGUUUGCAAGCAAUGGCAGUCGUUCCUCACAACACCAACGUUUGCCAAGAUGCAUCAACACCACCACAAACUUCUUAUUACCUUAUCCACCACAACAACACCAUGCAAAUUUAGCACCAUCAACUUGGAAGCACCUCAAGACGGUCCAACUGCGAGCCGUCCUUUACCUUUCGAAGCCAGUCAUGAACACGAACAGAUCAUAGGGUCUGUACGUGGACUGGUAUGUUUACGCAUGAUUAACAAGUGCAACGGGAGGAUUUACACCGAUAUAAUUCUAUGGAAUCCUUUAACGGGUGAAUACAAGACCGUGCCUAGACCCAACGUCGAAAAAUGUGACGUGACCACCGCAAAAAUAGUCGGGUUGUAUCACAGUUGCGACGAUUACAAGCUUCUACUCGUAACUAAGGACUGUAAUGUUUAUAUAUACUCGUUGAAAUCCGACUCGUGGAGACAGGUUGAGACGACAGAAGAGGAGUCGAGCUUUCUACCCCAUUUACACAAUUACUGGCUAUCGGAAUAUCAAUCGACUCAACCGUGUGUUUUAUUAAACGAAAAAAUGUAUUUCAUAAAUACGAUAACUAACUUGAAUUAUGAAAUGUCGAAUUAUGUAGUCGUUGUAAGGUUUGAUUUGAAGACGGAAAGGUUGAGAAAGAUGGCAAGUCCUUGUGACGGAAACGGGAUAUGGAAAAGGUGUACGAGUUCCAUGGUCGUAAGAGGGUGCGUUCACUUGUACGUGAUAUAUCGGGGACAGAUUAAUGGUGAUAGAAGAUUUGUAGCAGAGCUGUGGCAGAUGGACGAAGACGGAGACGGAGACGGAGAUUGGAGAAUGGUAGCAAGUAGUCCUUGGAGUUUUACGUGUCCAGUGCACUUGAUGAAGAAUGGAAAGUGGGUGAUGAUUGAARAGGAUGGUCAUGGCCGURCCAUUUACGAAGCAGAUCUGAUGCAUACAAAAAAGGUGGUGUAUUCGUAUCCCCGAGGGACCAUGAUUAUCACACCAGCAUGGAAAUACACGGAGACUUUGGGGAUCAAUAUGUUUAAUUAA